This is a messenger RNA of Limanda limanda (common dab), 678 nucleotides long. RefSeq lists its product as uncharacterized. Lineage: Eukaryota; Metazoa; Chordata; Actinopteri; Pleuronectiformes; Pleuronectidae. The annotation marks the transcript as partial. The record is from RefSeq and is a predicted model, not a curated record. The transcript is spliced from 2 exons.
AUGGGAAUGUCUCUGGCGGAUCCUCCUCCUGCUCGUGACGCUUCCUGCUCGGCUCGUGCACAGCUGCUUCCUGUUCCCUGUCGGUUACACCCCUCCCCCUCUUCCUCCUCCUCCUCCUCCUCCCCCUCCUCUUCCUCCUCCUCCUUCUCCUCUUCCUCCUCCUCCUCCUUCUCCUUCUCCUCCUCCUCCUCCCCCUCUUCCUCCUCCUCCUCCUCUUCCUCCUCCUUCCCCUCUUCCUCCUCCUCCUCCUCCUCCUCCUCCUUCUCCUCCUCCUCUUCCUCCUUCUCCUCUUCCUCCUCCUUCCCCUCUUCCUCCUCCUUCCCCUCCUCCUCCUCCUCCUCCUCCUCCUCCUCCUCCUCCUCCUCCUCCUCCUCCUCCUCCUCCUCCUCCUCCUCCUCCUCCUCUUCCUCCCCCUCUUCCUCCUCCUCCUCCUCUUCCUCCUCCUUCCCCUCUUCCUCCUCCUCCUCCUCCUUCUCCUCCUCCUCCUCCUCCUCCUCCUCCUCCUCCUCCUCCUCCUCCUCCUUCUCCUCCUCCUCCUCCUCCUCCUCUUCCUCCUUCUCCUCCUCCUCCUCCUCCUCCUCCUCCUCUUAUCCCUCUUCCUCCUCUUCGUCCUCCUCCUCCUCCUCUUCCUCCUCCUCCUCUUCCUCCUUCUCCUCUUCCUCCUCCUCCUCCUCCUCC